AUACCAACGACGGUUGCGCGGGCACACAGUUACUUAUCACACACACGCUCUCUCUAUCUCUCUCUCAGCGUCCUCAUUAUUUUUCUCUGAAUUCUGCCCCCGCAAUCCCUAAUCAGCAAAACAUUUCUUAACCAUGAAUCUCGAAAAUGUCAGGCACAACAUGUGAAGUGAUGCAAAACUGCAGCACCAAUUGUUUCGCCAGAUCCUUUGUUCAUAGAUGGGGAGAAAAGGAAGCAGCUGGUUCUCGUCCGUGAAGAAAGUUUUCAAGUCAUCUUCUAAAGACUUGUCAGGGCCUGAGAAGAAGAAAGAUAGCACACAGAAAUUAUUACAGAAUGAAGUGGCAGAGGUGGUUUCUUUUGAGCAUUUCCCAGUAGAGAGUUCUACAGAUAAUAAUGUGACAAAUGAAGAGAGUGGCACUUCAACUCCAUUUACAGAAGAUAAAAGCCACGCCAUUGCCGUUGCAGCAGCAACUGCCGCCGCUGCUGAAGCUGCCGUGGCGGCUGCUCAAGCAGCUGCAAGAGUGGUGAGAUUGGUCGGUUAUGGACGCCACUCCAAGGAAGAAAGAGCAGCAAUACUCAUUCAAUCAUACUACAGAGGCUAUCUAGCUCGACGAGCACUGCGAGCACUGAAGGGAUUGGUGAGGCUGCAAGCACUGGUGAGGGGACACAACGUGAGAAAGCAAGCCCAAAUGACGAUGCGAUGCAUGCAAGCACUGGUGAGGGUGCAGGCCCGAGUAAGGGCUCGCCGACUCCAAUUGAGUCACGUCGACGACGAAAGACAACACUAUGAGAAGAUGGAAGAGCCCAAGCCCACACCCAAACCCAUGCCCAUGAGCCCCAUGAGAAGGACACCCAUCAAUAAUGAUUGGGACAAUAGGCGUCAAAGUAGCUACAAAAUUAAGGAAAACGAUUUGAGGAAACAUGAGGCUGCAAUGAAGAGGGAGAGAGCUCUCGCAUACGCUUUCAACUUUCAACAGCAAGAGCAGCAAAAACAAUAUUUACUGGCUGAAUCGAAGGGUAAGGAUGAUAUAGAAAUAAAGGAAAAAGGGCAAUGGGGUUGGAACUGGUUGGAGCGUUGGAUGUCAUCGCAACCAUACAAUGUGAGGAACAUGGGACCACGUGAGACCUCUUACAUUACUCCUGCUUCUACAACGUCAACCACCACAGAUAACAUGUCUGAGAAGACCGUGGAAAUGGAUAUGAUUGCAACUCCAGGCCCAACUAAUAUCAGAAGCCUCAGUCCCAUAAACCCAGACUUUAUUGAUUCAAGCCCACUCUCCAGUAGGCACAAUCAUCACAUACCUCCCAGCCCAAAUAGACGCUAUAUGGCCCCAACUCAGUCUGCAAAAGCCAAGGUUCGGGUUCAAGGCCCAUCUAAACCUCGGGUUUCAACUGGGCCUCAGUGGAACUCCUCAACUAAGGGAGGAUCCACCUGCGACUCGUCCAGUUCAGGUGGAGGAAUCACCGCUUACCAAAUUCCAAGAAGUCCAGGCCCAAAAAUUAAUGGCAUUCGUUCACAGUCCAGAAGGACUGUUGGUAGCAGUCCAGAUUAUAUUGAGGAUUGGGCCCUUCCUCUUGGAGCCCAUGGUUGGACUUAAUUUGCCGUUUUUGAGAAAAGAAUUAAAACUCUAUUAAUAAAUAUUAGGUUAAACUA
Messenger RNA from Vigna radiata var. radiata (mung bean), 1653 nucleotides. RefSeq names its product protein IQ-DOMAIN 1. NCBI's taxonomy places the organism in Eukaryota, Viridiplantae, Streptophyta, Magnoliopsida, Fabales, Fabaceae. The record is from RefSeq and is a predicted model, not a curated record. Gene Ontology annotation, molecular function: protein binding. The coding region runs from base 218 to 1597 and encodes 459 amino acids. The transcript has 5 exons.